Messenger RNA from Arabidopsis arenosa, 1222 nucleotides. The record is from the annotation of a GenBank genome assembly. NCBI's taxonomy places the organism in Eukaryota, Viridiplantae, Streptophyta, Magnoliopsida, Brassicales, Brassicaceae.
GUGAUCUGACAAGCUCGAAGAAUCAUCGAGAUCGUGAUCGAAUUGAUUUGAUAAUGGUGAAGGAGACGGAGUUUUACGAUGUCCUCGGCGUUAGCCCCACCGCUACGGAGGCUGAGAUUAAGAAAGCUUAUUACAUCAAGGCACGCCAAGUACAUCCAGAUAAAAACCCUAAUGAUCCUCAAGCUGCUCAUAAUUUCCAGGUGUUGGGAGAGGCCUACCAAGUGUUAAGUGAUCCAGGGCAACGUCAGGCCUAUGACACAUCUGGGAAGUCAGGGAUUUCAACGGAGAUCAUUGAUCCCGCGGCUAUAUUUGCUAUGCUUUUUGGGAGUGAACUUUUUGAAGAAUACAUAGGGCAGCUUGCUAUGGCAUCAAUGGCUUCACUUGAUAUCUUCACUGAAGGGGAUCAGAUUGAUACUAAAAAGAUUAUAGAAAAAAUGAGGGCUGUUCAGAAAGAAAGAGAAGACAAACUUGCUCAGAUUCUUAAGGACCGCCUCAACCUAUAUAUGACGAACAAAGAUGAAUUUAUUAGCAAUGCUGAAGCUGAAGUAACAAGACUCUCAAAUGCAGCAUACGGGGUGGAAAUGUUGAACACAAUCGGAUAUAUAUGUCACUUCAUCAAAUCCCAAGUAACAGCUGCAACAGGUGCAUACGCUUUAUUCCAGCUGCAAGAGGAAAUGAAAAGGCAGCUAAGUGUUGAAGGCAAUUAUACCGAGAAGGAACUUGAAGAGUACAUGAAGACCCAUAAGAAAGUGAUGAUUGAUUCUCUGUGGAAGCUCAAUGUUGCUGAUAUCGAGAGCACUAUCUCCCGUGUUUGUGAGCUGGUACUUCAAGAUCCCACUGCCAAGAAAGAGGAGCUUCGUGCAAGGGCCAAGGGGUUAAAAACUCUAGGGAAGAUCUUCCAGAAGAACAAGAUAGCCAGUGAGAGUGAUCCUUUAGUAAGAGCCGAACUUCACAAACUAAACGGACAUGGUCAAGAACAUGAUCAUGCAUCCACAUCACCAAAAUCUGAUGAAGCAUCUCGCUCUACAUUUGGACCUCAGGAACCCCAAAGCCCUUAUGUGGAAACGCCAAAACUUGGAGAAGAGCAAUUCAACCAGUACUUCCCAAGGCCUGCGCCGCCUCCAGGAGCGCAGAGACACUCUUAAACUGGCAAUGGAUUGAUUCAGAUGAACAAGAAGGUUAUUUUCCCUUUUGUGCUAUAUAAUAUAAGUCUUUAUGCAUA